Molecule: messenger RNA, 982 nt
Organism: Daldinia decipiens
Lineage: Eukaryota; Fungi; Ascomycota; Sordariomycetes; Xylariales; Hypoxylaceae
Product: TOM13-domain-containing protein
Exons: 2
Coding region: 212-589 (125 amino acids)
Biological process (GO): mitochondrial outer membrane translocase complex assembly; protein insertion into mitochondrial outer membrane
Cellular component (GO): mitochondrial outer membrane
Source: RefSeq, a predicted model, not a curated record
GCUACCGAUAGGUAUUAACAUAAUAAUAGUGUUAAUGCCGAUUCUCAAUGUUGAGUUCUCUCCAACCAUUUCAACUUCAAAGUACCUAGGCAGCCAAGGAAUCUCCCACAGCUCUCAUUAACCACAUGCAAACAAAAUAACAAGCGACAUGAUACCCUAGAGUUAAGGUGGAUUGUUAUACCAACAUCGUCUUCCCUCCAACAUUUCAGCCAUGUCCUCCGAAGAACCAGACCCCCUCUCGGGGUCAGGCGUCACGAUGCAUUCCGACAGCGAGCAAUACUCAGCCGGCGAAGACCUACUGCACUCGCCACCUUCGUCUUCUUCUCCACCCAUAGUCCUCUAUAAGCCCCCCACCGUCUGGUCUAUGCUCCGAGGCGUAGCUAUUAACCUACUGUUACCAUUCAUCAACGGCAUGAUGCUGGGUUUCGGCGAGCUGUUUGCGCAUGAGGCUGCUUUCAGAUUAGGAUGGGGGGGUACAAGAGUCUUCCCUCUCUCCCGGCGGAGAGCACAUCCUAUCGGUCCAGGUAUCGAAAUGCGCAACCGACCUAAACCGCAACCUGACUUACGAGACCUGACUAGUCUCGAAUGAUGGAGACGAUCUGCUAUUUAUACACGGGUAGAGCUAAAACGAUGGAAUAUGUCGCUUGGCCUUAUGUAUUGUCUUAUGCAAGAUUAGAAGGGAUGGGUGAAUGACAAAAGGGAGAACGAAAGAUAUCAUAAGAUAUUACUCAUGUAUAAACCCCCUUUUCGUAAGAAAAUAUAAUUGCACAAAGCUCUAGGUUAAAUAGGAUACUCAAAAUCCAAUGUCUCGAGAGUAUGCUAACCUAGUGCUAAUGCCCACUUGAAUAUUCAAUGAUAGAAUUGGUAACUGGUGAACUCAAUCGUUAAGGAAAUGGAAAGACUACACCUUUCAUAAACACUAUAGAGUUACAAACAUUGAAACAUUUUGGCCGAUAAUAGAAGCUGAGAUACGUAAUCAAAU